Messenger RNA from Lactuca virosa, 2898 nucleotides. NCBI's taxonomy places the organism in Eukaryota, Viridiplantae, Streptophyta, Magnoliopsida, Asterales, Asteraceae. The record is from the annotation of a GenBank genome assembly.
AUGACAACAUUCUCAAGAAACUUUGUUUUCUUCUUCUUCUUUCUCUUAGCGUUCUUCUUUCUCUCAGCGUCUUCGCAGACCAACGCCUUCAACCGCACAAUUACCACCGCCUUCAACCGCACAAUCACCACCACCUUCAACCACACAGUCAACUGUUUUGAUUGUGUGGACGAUGAUUGCUCGACAAGUUCUGAGUUGCCCAAGCGUGUCCAUGAUGAGAUGAUGUUUGAUUUUCUUUACUCUCCAAAAAAUGAAGAUUUCUUGGAUCUUGAUGAACUGGAUAUCUCCCAGUCCCAAUCAAUUGAUGAUGACAAGCGAGUUCAUGGUGGGAUGUUGUUCCCUUUUCUAGAAGGGAAAGACCUUCAAUCUACAGAGAACCCAAUGGUGGAGGAGGAUGGUCUGCUUUCCAAGAACAGAAAGCUGGACGGAUUUUUGGGACGGGAAUGUAAUUCUGCUUCAUCAACAAUAGAUCAUAAGUCCAGUGGUGAACAGCAGUUAGUGAUGGAGAAUGUAAAAUCAAACCAAUCAAAAGCUGCAAGGGCAAAUUCUCAUGAUGAGUGUGCAAAAGAUGAGAUGAUGAACAUAAAUGAGAACUCAAAGGAGGAGGAUGUUGAGCACAACCACCCUAAGGUUUCCCUAUGUGAUGCUGCUGCUGCUGCUGCUAUUCUUUCAGAGGUUGAUAUUCAGGAUGAAAAUGCUGGUGGUGAUUUUACAACUGUCUCCCUUGCUUCAAGUUCAUGUUUAUCCAAACAAGGAGACAAGGAUUUUGCUACGUGGCCACAUAGGAAUGUUGAAGACCAAAUCUCCAUCUCCCAGUCCCAAUCAGAUGACAUUAUUCAGAGCCGAGUUGAUGAUGAGAUGUUGUUUGGUUUUCUAAAAAGGAAAAAUUCAUUGCAUGAGCUUCAAGCUAUAGAGCCAACAUUUACUGAAGUGGAACACGAACAAUCUGGACCUACUUGGAUCAAAAGUGCAGCUUCUGAAUCUGAUCAAACACGCAUUGAUGGUGGAGUAGAGUUUGAAACUCUGGAAUUGCCAAUCGACUGCAAAUCUGCUAGAGGUUCAAGUCAACAAACUAGCGGGAUAAACAAGUCCUUAGAACUGGGCAUCUCUGCUUCUUACAAUCCAAAAGAAGGAAUGGAAGUCAAUGGGAAGGAUGAUGAUUUGAAGACACCACUUCUGAAUCCCUCUGAUGCUGUUGCAGUUGAUAGUAAAUCAGUCCAUAGUGUCAAUCAAGGGAUUAAAACCAUUACAUUCAAAAUAGGUGGAAUAGAAUAUGCAUCAUGCUCAUCAUCCAAUGAGUCUUUACUUCUGGAUCUCAAUGGUGUGUCACCACUUCAAGGCCAGGGUGUAGUUCCAGAACUUGUUGAUGUAAAAGCAAUCAAAGAAACUAUUGAAGAUGCAGGCUUUGAAGUAAAUUCUAAAAAGAUGUUGGAUCCUGUCACCAUGUGCCCUAGGGAAUCAGAUGGUUUAGCCUUAAACCAAUCUUCUGAGUGCUGUAUUCUUGUUAAACCUAAGCAACUGAAGUUUGAUGAAAUGGAUGGAUGCGAUUCAAAUAAAGUUACUAGUCUGCUUUCCAGGAUUAGAGAACUGUUGGGCAAUCCCUCAAUGAAUAUGGAUUCUGCUUCAUUAAAAGAUGAUAAAACCAGUGAGCAGCAGUCAAUCCAGAUCCAGUUGAAGUCUGCAAUGAUACGUUCUCAUGAGGAUUUUGAUGCGUGUACAAGUACAGAGACAAAACCUAAGCAACUGAAGUUUGAUGAAAUGGAUGGAUGCGAUUCAAAUAAAGUUACUAGUCUGCUUUCCAGGAUUAGAGAACUGUUGGGCAAUCCCUCAAUGAAUAUGGAUUCUGCUUCAUUAAAAGAUGAUAAAUCCAGUGAGCAGCAGUCAAUCCAGAUCCAGUUGAAGUCUGCAAUGAUACGUUCUCAUGAGGAUUUUGAUGCGUGUACAAGUACAGAGACAAUGAAUAUCGAUUUGGACUUGGAUCUGAAUCCAUUGGUGGAGGAGAGUCUGCUUCCCAAGAACAGAAUGGUGGAGGAUGUUGAGCACAACCCUAUGGUUUCCCUGCAUGAUGAUGCUGCUGUUUACUGUGAGCCAGCAUUUACUGAAGUGGAAAGUGAGGCUUCUGAAUAUGAUGAUGUUGGUUUUACUGUGGUUGACUAUGAUGAAACUGUUACACCAGUUUCCAAGUGUUCAUCUACUCAACAUCAAGUUGAAGACUUUUAUUAUGAGGAUAUGGAUAUUUCAACUAGCGCUGAUUAUGAGGAUAUGGAUAUUUCAACUAGCGCUGAUUAUGAUUCGGUGACCAUAGCGGAUUAUUCUUAUCCAACACAGCAGCAAACUGACGAUUCGCUUCCCUUUAAUUGGCAAACAAAGCAUUUUUGUUCAUCUCCUGUUGAUUUGGGAAAUCUCUGGGACAGGUCAACAUCGACUUCAGAGGGGGAUUUAACACCAAACAUCACAUCAUUUGUUCCACAUCCACAAAAACAAGCAGCUGCAGUUUGGCCAGGUAGGAGAGGAGACAUUAAAGUGAAGGCCGAGGCGCAAAAAAAAAAGCAGGAGGAAAUGGUUCCAAGAGGCGUCUCUCUGAAGAUGGAACAUCCACAAAAAGAAAAUCAUGUAAUGGUCAAUUUCGAAUUGUUUGGAUUUUUUUUUAAAUUUGUGAUGAAAUGGCUUGCCCUCCUUUGCAACAAGUUGGCAGAUGGUUAUAUAAUUUGGAGGACCCCAACCGGAUUAAUCAACCUCCGGGCCCGUUUGUCCACCUGGCUGAUCACUCCUCCCGUAUGGACACUAGGCCAUGAAAGCUGCAUAAAAAAAGUAGCAGUGUACAAACAUGGAAGAAGGAGGGGAGGUCUAGGGUUGGAUUCAAAUGAAAAUUUUUGUUUCUUAUGCAGACAUACAUAG